Molecule: messenger RNA, 5409 nt
Organism: Myotis daubentonii (Daubenton's bat)
Lineage: Eukaryota; Metazoa; Chordata; Mammalia; Chiroptera; Vespertilionidae
Gene: C19H5orf52
Product: chromosome 19 C5orf52 homolog
Exons: 4
Coding region: 94-684 (196 amino acids)
Source: RefSeq, a predicted model, not a curated record
CCGCCCCCCUCGCUUGUUUCCGGGGCAACGAGCCCUACUCAGGCACUGCGUCUGCGCGAGGGCUCACUCCACGGCCGCGCGCGCCCACAGAGCAUGGCUACCAGUGAACCUCCUCCGCCCGAGUCGUCCCUGAACGUGGAGAACGAGACUGCCCAGCAGCACAGACCCUCGGUCUCCUGGAAAUUAGCCUCGCCCGCCGCCAGCGCGGCCGCCAGGAAGACCAGUGGCCCUUACCCCGCCUCAGCCGCGUUCCAGCGCCACCGGCUCAUCAGCCGCCCCGAAAUUAACUUAGGGACCCAGCCGCAGAUCUGCUUCCUGCAGCCGCGGACCUCGCAGCCGCUGGUGCUCUUCAGCUUAAUGAAUUCCAGCGAAGCAGCCGUGACCAAAUUUUUACCCAAGAGCCACUUAUCUCGGGUGAUUAUUCGUGACAACCUCAGUGCGCAACGAAUCUAUGAGCUGGAGAUGAAAACGGUAGAAAAGACCAAGAAAAAGAUGAGCCACUUGCAUGACCACCUGAAGAAAAAGUUCUUGAUGGACCAGUUGAGAAAGCUGGGGCGCUGGAGGCGGGAGUUCCUAAGCGUCCGGCAGUACCUGGACAGCAUCCGUGUGCGCAGGGUUGACUCCAGCCUAAAAGAAAAAUCCAGCCGUCUUAAUCAAGUUAGAAGCUCCGCCCCAGAGCCAUGACCACGCUAGACCGACGGGGGGAGAAGACAGAAGCCAGCCACAGGAGAAGAUGUAGAAGCCAGCCAGCACCAUCGUAGAACAAUAAACUGAGACCAACGGACAGUGGAGUACAAAAACCCUAGUAAUUCUCAUAUUCUUGCCCUGCCUCCUUCCCUCUGUUCUGGUGGAGAAGAUCCUGACCGUCCCCUAGCUGCCUGAGUGGAGGAGGCUUAACGAAGCCAGCAUUCAUGGUUAAGGCAAAGAUCGACCUUCUGUGCCCAUGUGUCUGAGGUGGAAUGCCAGGCCAAGGGCAUUGGGCAGUGGCAUCUUAGAUGGGAGGGGCUCAGCAACGCCUAGCAUUCGUUCAGGUGGUAAGGAGGUCAGGGUGGGGCAUCAGACACACGUGGGUCAAGUGCACUGUCUCCAUCAGCUGUGUGACUUUGUAAGCUCUCUGAACCUCUGCUUCCUUAUCUGAAAGAAUGGGGGAGUAGCAAGGGAGCCUACCUCCAAGAACUGGCAUGAGAAUGUGGUGAGCCUGGCCCAGGCCCCUCGUUUCCAAAGGCUCUCAUCAUGACAGCUCCACUUGGCUUCCAACCCUGCCAGUCCACACUCCCUGGCCUGCCUGCUGUCCCAACUGCACCCCGAUCGUCCCCCACAUUGUGCCUUUACUUGCACAGGUCCCUUAUCUAGAAUGCCUCUUCUGCCCCCCCCCCCCAGGGCCCUCAGGAAACUUCCUCCUCCAAAGCUUCUCUCAAUGCUAGUUCCCCUGCAAAGCUUCUCUUCGCCUCCUGCUCGCUCCUUACUCCACCUGCCUACACCACGUGGGUUUCCUUCUCUGGAUGGCCUGUGGUGGCUUCACUCGCCUUGCGUGGUAGGUGUGUGGGCACUUGUCCCAGACUCCUGAUUAGAUGGCACAGUCUUUGAGAGCAGGGGCCAAAGAUCCUCCAAGAUCCAAUCCAGGCCUCUUCUGCGGUGCUACCCCCACGUGGUCCCAGUAGAAAAGGCUACCUACCUGUGCCCACCCCUGCACCAAGCGUGGUGUUGGCCAUUUCCUGUCGGCUCCCUGUGUCCCUGACCACAGAGUGGAGGUCUUAAGGGAAGGGAUGCCGACUUGCUCAUCUCCGUAACCACAGUGCCUAGUAAACAGGGUAGUCAGUGUUUUUUGAGUAGUGACUAUCUUAUUCCUUUUUCCAUUAUAGCAUCGGCAGAGUGCGCAGAGGGAGAGCCCGAUAGGUAUUUUUCAAGUUAACCAAGUCUCCUCAUUUUACAGAUGAGGAAACAGAGGCCCAGAGAGGUGACCUGACUUGCCCACGGUCACACAGCAAGUUAGUGGCAGAGAGCCAGCAGGUUCCUGAAUGCUAUGGAGUGGUCCUGCAUUGCCACAGCUGCUAGGUAAGGACCUCAGUGCUCUUGCUGGCUUUAGGAAGUCCUCCGUACCUGUCCUCAUCCUCACCCUCAUCCCACCCUUCCAGCACUGCUGCCUGGCCAUCCCGCAGGCUUUCCUCAAGAGAAGUCCUUUUGCCCUCUCACUGCUUCCGCUUCCUCAUUUGAAAGCCAAGACUAAUUGUAGUACCUGCCUCAUAGGCUUGUCCUGAGAACUCUGUGAGCGAACAGUGCUCAUCAGGAACUGGCAUGAGGCCUGGCAUCUCCCGGGGGCAACUGUGAAGAGGGUUGUAGUGGCAAUUGCAAUGCUUGGGCUGCCCAAGAAGUGGCCUGGUGCAGGGGAAUGAGCCCCAGAACUGCCUUAGCUCAACACACACACCUGCCUUGGUUCUCUCGUUGGACCAGGAGCUCCCGCCAAGCAGGGGCUGAACAAGUUGGCAAAAGGGAGGCUUACUACUCCUUUCUUGGUGACAUUUACACCCUGUACCUCCAUCUUCUCUGGAGCUCCCAGACACUUCCAAGGGGUUUUCUGUUUUUAUUUUUCCUGUUGCUUAAUAGAUUCUGCAUACUCCUUACUCCAUCACUAAGGAGUCACUGGCUCCCCGGAAAGGUUUCUAAACAGAGGUUGCUCACUGGCAGUCCGGGGUUGACAGCAGGGGUGUUGAGUUGGAUCAAUGCCAUGUUUUUCAUGCUGUUGAAUUUCAGCACUUCGGGUGGGGUCAGCAAGCCACAGCUCCCACCACUGCCUAUUGUCCUAGGCCACGUGCACUCACCCCCCCCCCCCCCCGCCCCGGACCCCGGCCCUAAAGACCUGAGUCUGUGAUCUCCUCAAGGUGUAAGGACAUAGUUCCUUUAAAAUACUUAACUAGUUUCUAAAACCUUGACAUUGUAACUCGUGCACUAUAUACAACAUUGACGUAUACAGAGUAUAUAAUGAAUGGCGAAAUCCCCUCUCCCACUUCUCUGGGGCCACCGCAGAAACGUUCUGAGAGCACAGGUCCUUAAGGUGAAAUUUAAGGUCUUCAUAAAUUGUACAUAAGUGUAGGUGUGUUGAGAUUUGCAUGUUCUCUAAGUCUCAUAAUAAUAUGAAAGGGGUUCAUGAUCCCUCACACAUUAUGAACCACUGACUGAAACUUUCUGCUCAGAGAGUUUGAUCAGCAGCCAUGUUUGCCUCCCAUUUUUCUUGAGACCUCACUGAAAUAAAAGUAUAGAACAUGCAAAAAGUACUCGACAGCAAGGAGAACGAGAAAGAAGACUUUGCUGAACAAAUAUUCAUUGAAUUCAUACCAUAGGCCAAGUCUUCUAGGCCCUGAAGAUAGAGCAGUGAGAGAAGUCGAACAGAAAUCCCCGCCAUCUGGAGCUUAUGUUCUAACAGGAGGAGACAGACAUAAACCAGAUAAAUCACUAGAAGGUGACAAAUGCUGUGGAGAAAAAGAACAGUUAAGAGGACUUGGGGAGGUCAUGUUGGGGUGUUUCAAUGUUUUAAAGAAGGAACACUUACAAAAUAGCGAUUUCAAUAAGUGCUUGGAAAUAUGGAAAGAGGAGAUCGCAGGUGGAAAAAACAGCUGAGAACACUUUCUUAGUCAACUAAAGAGGAGGCUGGGCCCUAGCCGGUGUGGCCCAAUGGGUAGAGCAUCGGCCUGUGGACCAAAGGGUCCCGGGUUUGAUUCCGGUCAAGGACAUGUACCUUGGUUGCAGGCUCCUCCCUCGCCCAGACCCUAGUUGGGGCUCAUGCAGGAGGCAACCAAUCGAUGUGUUUCUCACAUUGAUGUUUCUCUCUGUCAUUCCCUCUCUCUUCCAAUCUCCCUAAAAAUCAAUGGGAAAAUAUCCUUGGGUGAGGAUUAAAAAAUAAAAAUAAAGAGGAGGUGGGAGCCAGUUGACUUGAAAGAACCCAAGAUGAUGGGAAAGGGUAGGAGGGAGAACAGGCAACUAAAAUGGGUUAAUGAGUCUAUGGAUAUCUUGAAUUGUUAUUUGUAUGCCCCACACAUAUUUUACAAUAUUCUUUUGUAUCUCCCAGUAUAUAAUAAACAUAGACCCACACCACCUGGGGCAGGGAAGGGGGGAUUACUGCUCCAGCCCACUGCCCUGCCUCUCUAUACUCAAGUUCGCAAAGUAUAGGUAACCUUUUUCCCUGACAGAAAAGUAAGGCUCUUCUCUCAUGUGACUGAGCUAAAUAUCUGAGGUCAUCUAGGACUUGCAUUGUGGAUGUUGGCAACACAGAAUAGAGCCCUCCCGAUUCUGGUAGUUACAUUCUGCCGCACACAGAGCUUCCAGCCAGAUAUUCUCAAAGGGACCAGAGGUAAUGUAGAUUCUAACAGUGUAUUAGCAGGCGAAACCUACACCAACGCAUUUUCAGAAUGUCCACACGAGGGCACUAUUGCAACACCUCCCUGCAGGGUGAGAGCCCUCUAUGUCUAUCAAUUGGGCCUUCUUUUCAGACUAGAAUUGAUUACGAGGGUGCUGUUCUCAGAAUGUCCACAUGAGGGCACUAUUGCAACACCUUCCUGCAGGGGGAGAACAAUUGGGUUGCAGAAAGCAGCCGACUGUGAACAGAAGGCGUCCCUCCACACUUAGCUACAUGCUGCCUAUCUCCCUCUUAGCUCAUGCAUCUCCUUUCCUGGGUAAAAUGAGACAAACCAGCACGUACCUUAGUGUAUGGCUGGCUACAAGCUUAUAAGAGAAUCUGUCUGGAUUUUGAAUGAAGACCAAUGGGAGCUGGAAGGACUGGGUUCUUACCCAGUUGUUGGCAAUGUGGCCCUGGGCUCAGGCAUAGGGGGACAGGGUUCCUGCCAUCUCACAGGGCUGAGCUCAGGCCGAAGUAAUGGUUGGGGCCGGCUCUGCAGCACAGGUCAGUUCAGCUAUCCCAGAACCUCCCAGUCCACAGGGGACUUCACUUCUUCACUCUAGCUUUCUUGCUCGUAAGGUCCUCAGGGACAGCCUGACAGCUAGUUCUCCAAGGGAUAGCAUUUGACAGUUUAAAUAUAAAAAAUCUGCCCUAGCCAGUUUGGCUCAGUGGAUAGACCGUCGGCCUGCGGACUGAAGGGUCCCGGGUUCGAUUCUGGUCAAGGGCAUGUACCUCUGUUGCAGUCUCCCCCCUGGUCCAGCCCUGGUCGGGGCACGUGCAGGAGGCAACCAAUCAAUGUGUUUCUCUCACGUGAUAUUUCUGUCUUCCCUCUCUCUCUUCCACUCUCGCUAAAAAUCAAUGGAAAACUAUCUUCAGGUGAGGAUAAAAAAUUUUUUAAAAUAUGCCCUAACUGGUUUGACUCAGUGGAUAGAACGUCAGCUUGUGGACUGAAAGGUCCCGGGUUCGAUUCUGGUCAUGGGCAUGUACCUUGGUUGCAGGCACAUCCCCAAUAGGAGGUG